Molecule: messenger RNA, 1613 nt
Organism: Acipenser ruthenus (sterlet)
Lineage: Eukaryota; Metazoa; Chordata; Actinopteri; Acipenseriformes; Acipenseridae
Gene: c4h8orf76
Exons: 7
Coding region: 71-1321 (416 amino acids)
Molecular function (GO): protein binding
Source: RefSeq, a predicted model, not a curated record
UCUUUAGUGUGCGAGGACCACUUUGAACCUGAAUGCUACGAAAGGAACAUGCAGGCAGAGCUUCUGGGGUAUGAAUGCAACAUUGCAAGACGAGGCUAACCUGACGCGAUGUCAACAAUAUUUGCUCACAGCAAAGGUUUGGAAUGAAAACCAGCAGACACAGGGGGUGCCCAGGACCGAGUUUGAGAACCCCUGGUUUAGCACAAUGAAAUCAUCAAAAGAAACUAGAGAAAGAACUUCAGUCAAACUGACAUCAUAUAACGCAAAAUUCUGCGAACCAGAGUGGUUUUGUGAAGAAAUAACGACAGAAGAUGAACUUGAAAGGCAGAAAGCCUUUAAGUUUCGAGGGGAUCUGGCGUACAGACGCCAGGACUUUCAGAAAGCGCUGUGUGAAUACUCAAGCUGCUUAAUGCUGGUGCCGGAGGGUAACAUUGCCAUCAGGCGAGAUGUACUAGAGGGGCUGGCUCGAAGCUUCUGUCAGGUGGGCAGUCAUGGAGAAGCUAUGCAGAUAGCUGAGCAACUGAGGAGUGAGGCAACCAACAGCAGUCACCUUACAGUUGUGUUAAACCUUGAAGUGACCAUCUAUCGGAGCACUGGAGACCUGAGAGAGGAGUUUUCUAGUUUACAACAGCUUGUAUCUUUAUACCCUUAUAACCACUGGCACUGGAAGAAACUGGCAAUGGCUUACAUGAACCAGCUUCAGUCUCUGUCUUCCCCAUCAUCAUUAAGGACUACAACAAAUGAGCCCAAACCACAUCAAGCACAAAAUGGUGGGUCGGAGGAAAUGGUUGAUGCUAAGGUCACAGCGUGCCCGACAACAUACAGAGAAAACGGAAAGUAUGUGAAGCCUCAGUGUAGCAGGAAGGCUACAGAGGAUCUGUUGUGCAAGUCAAACAGAAUAAGUCCCAUAGAAGGAAAAGCAAACACACAGGAACAAAUCCCAUGGAACUGUCAGGGUCAUGAAGAGAUGAAAGAUAUCUGGCUAAGGACAUGCAUAUGUUUUGUAAGAGCAAGGCUGCUGUUCUGCAUGGUCAAGUUCCAGCAGUCCUCAUUUGUCUCUGAAAGAAACAAAAGAGCCCAGGAGGAGAUUGAUAGGAUACUCCACGACCUACAACUGAAGGAAGAGACACUUCACCUCAUUACAGAGGUGAUGGGAGAAGACCUUGUUGUAGAAAAGUUAAAAGAGGAAAGUCAGGAUGCUGAAAAUUCCUCCUCGCUGGCCUGUCUACAGGUGCUGUCAGGCCCUAUGUUUGAGGAGAAGUGGUUUGGCAAGAUCCGAGAGACAGUCCUGUCUGGAGAAGGGACAGAAUGCUGUCGGUAGAUGAUGAUGCUGAAGAGAACGAAUGUAGCUUUGUCAAAUACUUCAUGGAAUAGAAUGUCUGCCAUUUUCAGAAAUGUUUUGUACACUGAUCAUUAGAGGAGGUCGCAUGAUGUGUUUAACUAAAAGAUCAUGGGGGGGGGAACCCCUCAUUUCUAAAAUAGCAAAAUUAGUUUGCAACAAAUACAAAAAAAAGAGAUGCAACAUAUGUCUUUUGUAUGCUGACCUUUUUUAACCUGUAAUUUUAUGACCUUGUGCUGUUUUUUUUAAAAAUUAAAACUGCCUUUUAGCUCUG